This is a messenger RNA of Aspergillus steynii IBT 23096, 1137 nucleotides long. RefSeq names its product NAD(P)-binding protein. The record is from RefSeq and is a predicted model, not a curated record. NCBI's taxonomy places the organism in Eukaryota, Fungi, Ascomycota, Eurotiomycetes, Eurotiales, Aspergillaceae. The transcript is spliced from 2 exons. Bases 90 to 1097 code for a protein of 335 amino acids. Gene Ontology annotation, molecular function: oxidoreductase activity, acting on the CH-OH group of donors, NAD or NADP as acceptor.
CCGCGCCCAUCAGUGGGUGAUGCUUGAUAACACCGGCGAUAACUUCACUCACUUGCAACUGCAUCCUCUUCGCAUACCAACAGCUCACAAUGACCAAACUCAUUCUAGUCACCGGGGCCACCGGCUUCAUUGGCGCCCACAUCGUCGAUGCGCUGCUAUCUCGCGGGCUGCGGGUGCGCGGGGCAACGCGCUCGCUGGCCAAGGGCAGCGCUAUGAUCCAAGCGCGACCGCAACCCGCCGGACAGCUCGAGUUCGUACAAAUCGAGGACUUUGAGAAGCCAGGCGGUCUGGUUGAGGCCGUGCAAGGCGUGGAUGGUGUGAUCCAUACCGCCAGCCCAUUUACCUACGACACGACGGACAACGAGAAAGAAUUAAUCCGACCCGCCAUCAACGGCGUUCGCGCCAUCCUCGACGCCGCCGCCACGAACCCACAGAUCCAGCGCAUCGUGCUCACCUCAUCCUUCGCUUCCAUCCUGGACGUCAAUCGCAAGGGCCCGCCGUAUUUCACAUUCACUGGGGAGGACUGGAACCCGCUGAGCUACGAGGAGGCCGCCGAUCCCGCGACCAGCUCUGUCGUGGCGUAUCGCGGGUCGAAGAAGUUCGCCGAGUUGGAGGCAUGGACGUAUGUCAGGGAACAGAAGCCCUCGUUUGACCUAGUAUCGCUGUGUCCGCCCAUGACGUUUGGCCCGGUGGUGCAUCCCGUGCCGAGUGUGGACCGGCUGAACGAGUCCAAUGCCAUGCUGUGGAAGAUAGCGAGUGGAGCGAGCCCGCUGCCCGUGGCCCGGGUGCCGUUUUGGAUCGACGUGCGGGAUCUGGCUGUCGCGCAUGUCGAGGCGUUGCUGAAGCCGGGGGUGGGGAAUCGUCGCUAUGCGCCUGCAUCACCGGAGCGAUUCUCGUACGGUCUGGCGGCCAAUAUCAUGGCGGAGGAAUUCGAGGCCCUCCGAGGGAAGGUGAUGUUGGAGGAGCAGGGACUUGACGAGAGUUACGGGUUGGAUGGUGAGACGGCGGCCAAGGAGCUGGAGUACUCCUAUCGGCCUUUCCGAGAAACGGUCAGAGAUCUCGUGGCGCAGGCUAUCGAGAUGAACGAGGCAUCCUAAUCAUGAUGAUACGAAACUCUAAUAAAGUAUUAUUCUAACC